CUAAAAAGUACAUAAUAAAAUCCUUUUUAUACUUCUUCUUGCAGGUAUAGAAUAAAAACCCAAUAGUAUUUGAGGGAAAAAUACUGUCUUGCUGCUGUUACGAUAGCUGUGCAGUGGGAAAAAAUGUCGUUAAACAUUUAAACCAAGUGGUUUGAUUUUUUUUUUUUUUUGGAAGUCUUUACUUCAGCAUAUUUCUUCCGUUGCAUAAGCAUUUACAGAAAGAUUAAAAGCCACAAUAUGAAGUAUUAAUAUUGAGCUAAUGAGUAACAACAUUCAUGUAAAUGUUAAAUCCAGACUCCAAAGUGGUUGAUAUUUUGAGAAGAGAAAAUUCCAUUAUUGCACUUUUUAGGAACAAGGAGUUAGAAAAUGGCAUUUUUCAGAAAUUUUCAGCAGAAUCUGCCUUCAGUGUCCUCUCUGGUGGACACAAUCAGUAAUGCUGUGGAAGAUUUGACUGCUGCUGUGGGGGAAGUCAGCUGUGCUCUCACGGACUCAGUCGCUGAGCAGGUGACGAGUAUGAUGAGUGGCUUUCGCCCAGAGGAGGAAGCCUCUGCGGCAGCAGAAGCUGUAGAUAUUUCUAAACAAGAAAAUGCCACAUUACCAGAAGUGCCCCAAAACAUUAAUUGUCAGAAAACAAAAUCCAAUUUACAGCACAGAGCAUAUCAAAUAAAUUGUUAUGAUACUUCAGUUUCACAAAAGCAUGAUCAAGGAAUGAAUGAAGAAGGACUAUUUAAACAUAUUAACACUAGACAACAGACUCUAUCAGAAAAUCAAGAAACCAAUAGUGCUGGUAAUUCUUCUUUGAAAGGCCACGUGAGUGAUGGUGGGAUAUCAGUUAUCAAACCAAAUGCAAGGGCUGGAUCUGCUUGUCAAGACCUUGAAAGUACUGACAGAAAAAAUGGAUUAGGAAUUUCCAACGAUGGUAAGCAUGACUUAAAGGAGGUAAGGUAUCAAGAAAUAAAAGAAAAUUAUUUAAAGAAAGCCGAAAAACAUACUAAGACUAAAGGAUCUAAAGGGAAUGAGUGUUCUUCAAAAGAUAUUUUAGAAAGCGAUAGACAUAAGAUGCAGAAACCCACGAAGAAAGAAGACACGCAUCCUGCGCCAUCAACUAAUUCUAAAGAUAAGGUACAUGGAAAAAUCAAAGAACAAAUAAAUCCAACACAAUACUACAAAGUGAAAGGAGACAUACAAACAAAGAAAAGUGAAGCCAUUUCUGCCAAGGAAGGAACAGCAAAGAAUAAAGAUGAAAAAUAUUCUAAGAUAAUACCAGAAAAAGAUAAUUCCUACAUGGACAAAGAUGAGCAUGGUUCAUCCUCUGAAAGUGAAGAUGAAGCACUGGGUAAAUAUCAUGAGGCCUUAUCGAGAACACACAAUUCCAGACUACCAAUGGCAGAUUCUAGACAAAAGAACUAUACUUGGGAAACAAGACAAAAAUACAGUCCUCUAUCUGCAGAGUAUGAUGGAUACAGUAGUGAAGCAUCAAUAGAUGAAGGAAACUGCAUUCAGAGAAUGAGAAGAACACCCCCACUGGAUGAAUUGCAGCCACCACCAUAUCAGGAUGACAGUGGUUCUCCCCACCUCUCAUGUACACCCUCAGAAAUUGGGGACAGUAAAUGUGAAUUUUCCCACUGCAGCAACAGUCCGAGAUGCUCAUAUAACAAGUGCCCGAGUGAAGGAAGCACAGGUCAUGAAAUAGGAAGUUUUCAUAAUAAAGGAUAUGAAGAAGAUGUUCCAAGUGACAGCACUGCAGUCCUGAGCCCUGAAGAUAUAUCAGCUCAAGGAUCAUCUUCACAGCUUCCUAAACCUUUUGAUCCCGAGCCAGAAGCUAAAUAUGGCACGCUGGAUGUGACUUUUGACUAUGACUCACAAGAACAGAAGCUUCUGGUAACAGUGACAGCUGUCACAGAUAUCCCAACAUAUAACAGGACAGGUGGCAACUCAUGGCAAGUACACCUUGUUCUUCUACCUAUAAAGAAACAGAGAGCAAAAACCAGCAUCCAGAGAGGACCAUGCCCUGUCUUCACAGAAACAUUCAAAUUUAAUCAUGUUGAAUCUGAGAUGAUUGGAAAUUAUGCAGUUCGGUUUAGACUGUAUGGUGUACAUCGCAUGAAAAAAGAAAAGAUUGUGGGGGAAAAGAUUUUUUAUUUAACAAAAUUGAAUCUUCAAGGGAAAAUGUCAUUACCUGUGAUAUUGGAACCUUCUUACAAUCAUUCUGGCUGUGACUCCCAAAUGAGCGUGUCAGAAAUGUCCUGUAGUGGAAGUACAUCCUCCUGCCAGUCUCUUGAACACGGCUCGGUCCCAGAAAUUCUCGUGGGCCUGCUUUAUAAUGCCACAACGGGACGACUAUCAGCAGAGGUGAUAAAAGGCAGCCACUUCAAAAACUUGGCAGCAAACAGGCCACCCAAUGGACUGUUCUGUUGUCUAAAACACUUGAUAGGUGGACAGGUUUAUAUAAUCCGAGAUACAUAUGUUAAAUUAACUCUACUGAAUUCCAUGGGUCAAGAGAUGUCCAAAUGCAAGACAUCCAUCCGCAGAGGGCAGCCAAAUCCAGUAUACAAGGAAACUUUUGUCUUUCAAGUGGCCCUAUUUCAGCUCUCUGAUGUGACACUCAUACUGUCUGUGUAUAACAAACGCAGCAUGAAAAGAAAAGAGAUGAUAGGCUGGAUUUCUUUAGGUCUGAACAGCUCUGGAGAAGAGGAACUCAAUCACUGGACCGAAAUGAAAGAGUCAAAAGGACAGCAAGUAUGUAGAUGGCAUGCGUUGCUAGAGUCAUGAUGACUAGGAUAAAUGAGCAAUUACAGUUGAAGACAGCGUUAUUUCUGACCACAACAUUACUGUUUUUACCUAGUCACUAUUUAGAAGAGUUAUUCUUUGAAGAACCAUCUUUAACAUUCCACCAAAAUGCUUUAAAUUCUGUGGAAAGAACAUCUAAUACUGUCGUAAAUGAAGAAAAGAUGUGUCUCUAGUAGAGCUUGUUUGGGAAAAUGAGAAACUCUUAUCAUCUUUGUUAAACUAACAAUCCUCCAGAGCUUUAAGAACAUCCUUUUAGUUUGAAGUUAAUUUUGCUUUAGCAAGAGAGCCAGUAAUUUCAUGGAAAAUCAAAAUAAUAAAUGAUUUUGAAAAUCAGAAUUUUUAGUUGCAACACAAUUUUAGCAUCACCCUACAUAUUAUCUACAAAACAUAUUUUGACUGGCUCCUCCCAGGUGUGUGUGAUGUUCCUUAAUAUGAGAAGGCAGUUCUCCAACUCUGUCAUAAGUUGUACCGAAUGGUGAAGGGUUUCAGUCACAUUGAAAACUGUUUUAUUUCAGAUAUUUUCCCUUUGUGCACUUAGUUUCGUGGUGCCUCAGUUCUUCUCAAUAGCACUAAAUCUGAGUGCAAGUAUUCAUUUUCAUAAAGGAAUUUUUUAUGUGUUACUUAAAAAAAAAAAAAAAGCUCAUUUCUUCAAUUGCCUCUGCUUUUGCCUGAUCCAAAGAGACCAAGUCACUGGACUGGUCCCUUGCAAGUCUUCUAGACAGGUUGUACUGUAGAACUAUGUAACUUUCUGUUGAAAGCACUUCCUGUAUUCUUGUAUUCCAAUGUAGGAAGCUAAUAGAGCAGGACUUUACUUUAAAAUCUCUUUCAAUGAUUGACUCUUUAAAAUUGUAGUAACGUGAAAAUAUGUUUUUUACAAACUAAAAGAUACAGUAAAUGAGCUGUUGAAAAUUGAAAACAAUUCAAGUUAAAAUUUUAAUUAUCUGCUCUGAGUAUUCAGUAACCAACACUGCAUAAAGCA
Camelus dromedarius (Arabian camel) is the source of this 3769-nucleotide messenger RNA. It is a transcript of the gene SYT14, whose product is annotated as synaptotagmin 14. Bases 367 to 2772 code for a protein of 801 amino acids. Gene Ontology annotation, molecular function: phospholipid binding. The record is from RefSeq and is a predicted model, not a curated record. Lineage: Eukaryota; Metazoa; Chordata; Mammalia; Artiodactyla; Camelidae. The transcript has 7 exons.